This is a messenger RNA of Syngnathus acus (greater pipefish), 4581 nucleotides long. RefSeq names its product cGMP-dependent protein kinase 1. Gene Ontology annotation, molecular function: cGMP-dependent protein kinase activity; ATP binding. The record is from RefSeq and is a predicted model, not a curated record. Gene Ontology annotation, biological process: protein phosphorylation. The coding region runs from base 163 to 2298 and encodes 711 amino acids. Lineage: Eukaryota; Metazoa; Chordata; Actinopteri; Syngnathiformes; Syngnathidae. The transcript is spliced from 18 exons.
AGAGAGAGACAGAGAGAAAGAGACGGAGCAAACUUUGCGCGGUUGGGACCAAGCCCAGCAUGUCAGCCACGGGAACCAGCGCGCCGAGCACCGCGUAAACGGACUUGGAGGGGUGUUUAAAAAAAAAAAAGACAAAAAAGGGACGAGAGGCGCAAGCUGUUGAUGCCGGAUAAAGUUUGCGCGCGGCGUGGCAGUGCAGAGGAGCGAGGACACCCACGCGAGUGGAAACUUGACGCAGACAUGGGCACGCUGCGCGAUCUGCAGUACGCGCUCCAGGAGAAGAUCGAGGAGCUGCGCCAGCGCGACGCACUCAUCGACGAGCUGGAGCUGGAGCUCGACCAGAAGGACGAGCUGAUCCAAAGGCUGCAGAACGAACUGGAUAAGUACCGCUCCGUCAUUAAACCUGCCACGCAGCAGGUCCACAAGCAAAGCGAGCUGCACUCGGAGCAACAGCGCACCAAGAGGCAGGCCAUCUCGGCCGAGCCCACCGCCUUCGACAUCCACGAUCUCAGCCACGUCACGCUGCCUUUCUACCCCAAAAGCCCACAGUCUAAGGAUCUUAUCAAAGAGGCCAUCCUGGACAACGACUUCAUGAAGAACCUGGAACUGUCGCAGAUCCAAGAGAUUGUAGACUGCAUGUACCCGGUGGAGUAUGGAAAGGACAGUUGCAUCAUCAAGGAGGGCGACGUGGGCUCGCUGGUGUACGUCAUGGAAGACGGGAAAGUGGAGGUGACAAAGGAGAGCCUAAAGCUGUGCACGAUGGGCCCCGGGAAGGUGUUUGGGGAGCUGGCCAUUCUCUACAACUGCACCAGGACCGCCACUGUCAAAACGCUGACAAACGUGAAGCUGUGGGCGAUCGAUCGACAAUGUUUCCAGACCAUCAUGAUGCGUACGGGUCUCAUCAAGCAUACGGAGUAUAUGGAGUUUUUGAAAAGCGUGCCCACCUUCCACAGCUUGCAGGAGGACAUUCUGAGCAAGCUCGCCGACGUCCUUGAGGAGACCCAUUACGAAGACGGCGAGUACAUCAUCAGACAGGGGGCCAGAGGAGACACCUUCUUCAUCAUCAGUAAAGGAAAGGUUAAUGUGACCAGGGAGGACUCACCCAACGGAGAGCCUGUGUACCUACGCAGCCUGGGCAAGGGGGACUGGUUCGGUGAAAAGGCGCUGCAAGGGGAGGACAUCAGGACCGCAAAUGUUAUUGCAGCAGAAGCGGUCACCUGUCUCGUCAUUGAUCGAGAUUCAUUUAAGCACCUGAUUGGAGGCUUGGAGGACGUAUCCAGCAAAGGCCAUGAGGAUGUUGAUGCCAAAGCCAAGUAUGAAGCCGAGAAUGCUUUUUUCUCCAAUCUCAAUCUGGCUGAUUUCAACAUCAUCGACACUCUUGGGGUUGGCGGCUUUGGUCGUGUGGAGCUGGUUCAGCUCAAGAGCGACGAGAACAAAACUUUUGCUAUGAAGAUCCUCAAGAAGCGGCACAUCGUCGACACCAGACAGCAAGAGCACAUUCGUUCCGAGAAACUCAUCAUGCAGGAGGCUCACUCGGAUUUUAUUGUUCGACUCUACAGAACGUUCAAGGACAGCAAGUACCUCUACAUGCUGAUGGAAGCCUGCUUAGGAGGAGAAUUGUGGACCAUUCUUCGAGACCGAGGUUCUUUUGAAGACUCGACGACCAGGUUUUACACAGGCUGCGUGGUGGAGGCCUUCGCCUACCUACAUUCCAAAGGCAUCAUCUACAGAGACCUCAAACCUGAGAACCUUAUAUUGGAUCACAGGGGUUACGCCAAACUGGUGGACUUUGGUUUUGCCAAGAAAAUUGGCUUUGGGAAGAAAACGUGGACUUUCUGCGGGACGCCUGAAUAUGUAGCGCCGGAGAUCAUCCUAAACAAAGGCCACGACAUCUCCGCCGAUUACUGGUCACUGGGAAUCCUCAUGUUCGAGCUCCUGACCGGCAGCCCGCCGUUCUCCGGCCCCGAUCCGAUGAAGACCUACAACAUCAUCCUGAGAGGCAUCGACAUGAUCGAAUUCCCAAAGAAAAUCACCAAAAAUGCUGCCAACUUAAUCAAAAAGCUAUGCAGGGAUAAUCCUUCUGAACGACUGGGAAACUUGAAAAAUGGUGUCAAAGACAUCCAAAAGCACAAGUGGUUUGAGGGCUUUAACUGGGAGGGCUUGAAGAAGGGGACUCUGACACCACCCAUCAUCCCCAACGUCACAUCAGCGGUUGACACGAGUAACUUCGACAGCUUCCCGGAAGACAACGAGGACCCGCCGCCUGACGACAAUUCGGGUUGGGAUGUUGACUUCUGAAGUUCUCCUUCAAGCAGCCCCCCCCCCUAGUGGAACCAAAAGAAACUCUUCUUUUGUUGGUAUGGAGGCCAUGCAGUGGUCGUGGCUAACUGGUAUAAAGAUCACAAAAAUCAGAUAUGGAGAAGAAGUAGAUUUAACGGAUGGCAAGCGGUCACCGAUAUGCCUUUAUUUCACUGUGGCCCCGGAUCAAGCAUUUAUAGUGGGACAGCUGUAGCACACGUUCGGUGUUGUCUUACACUCGGCUCGAAGGCGGAGAAAGUGCAGGGAUACACACGUGCGCGAGCGCACAAAAACAUGGCCGCUGACCGAGCCCACGUCCCCCCAUGUGAUGGGCCGGCGUACGUUUUUGUUUAUUUUUUAGGAUAAAUAAGCGCGUGGAAAUGUGAAAUGCUGUGUUCCGAUCAUCGCUUUUCCCGUCGUACAACAAGUGCUCUCGACUAAGCUGAAUGUCACCGAUUGCCGCAUUACAUAGCAUUGAACAUUUUCCAGGAGACGUAUUAUGCAAGUUUUUUUUGCCUCGAUUCUAAAGAGUUCUGAGGUGUCUUAAAAAAGGAAAGGACACAGCACACUUGAUUGACAAUUGCUCUGUUUUAGGUGAAAGGUGAAUGGAUUUUGAUAGUAGGGUUAAGGCAUUUCGACAAAGCUAAGGCUACUCAGCGUUGCCGCCUGAACGCCUCCCACAACAAAUCCAGCGACUAUUUGUCGCGUUAUUGGAGAUUUAUGGGGACUCUGAGACUCCAGAGCUUAAGUCCCACCCCUUCAUGUCCAGACUGAAUAAAUAGUGCUUGCACAAAAUCAUGUCUGGCUAAUUCAACCAAAUUUCAUUUUUUAUUUUGAAAAGGGACAGUGUGCAUUAAUUAACAUUUUUGAGUUAGCUUAAGUUGUCUUAAGACCAGAUCGUUUUUUUCAUUUGUGGGAGCAGCACUUCAUCUCCAAGCCACCAAAUUAGACUUUGUCAAUUAGCAUAGUAGAUCCUAUAUACCUUAACCCCGCCCCCUUUUCCAUGUCAACAACUUUGCGAUAAGUGUACUCUGGUUUUCAAGCUAACUCAGCUAGCAUUUUUAGCUAAUGCUACUCUCUUCUGUGCUAACACCAACUUCCAUAAUAUGUCCCUUUUAAGAUACAUUGUGAACACAAAAAAAGUACAAAAAAUGUGUGCAGUCAAAGAAAGGAGACUCUUCAAGUGCCCUGUUUCAGAUGUCAACCAACACGCAGCUGUAUAUUUAUAUUUCCAUAAGGUAAUGUGUCAUCAAUGAUGCACUCUUAACGCUUUUAUUUUUCGGCUUCCCCGUUUGACAAAUCCUGAGCUAUUGUUUGGACCUCCAUUGCGCCUGUACAGCUCUAACUGUGAACACGCUGUCAAUGUCUUUGGUGCUGUACUUGAUUCAUGACCACAAAAAAGAGACGGUGACAUGACAGUACUGUUUGGUUCGAUUGUUUUGUUUUUCGGAUUGUUGGGGUUUUUUUGUACAGUAAUUCCUCUCCUUUCCUGUGCUUGGUUUUUGUUCCUCUUUGAUAUUUUGUAUUUUCUCCCAUGGCAUCUGCACGAUGUUAAAAUGGUUUUGAAGGCAUCACCUUGUCACCUCUCACGCACCGACAGUCAAUAGCAUAAAGUGUAAGUGCCUUAAAUCAACGGCAUACAAAUCAUCGUCACAAGACCUUUUUGAUGCUGCAUGAACACAACUAAAAAGUGCACCUGAUCGUAAAGAUCAUUUCUUGACGUACAGGAAUUUAAAAAAAAAAAAUGUCCAUCACAUACGACUUGCAAUGACAUGCUUUUCACGUCACUAUGAAAUCUCACACAUCCUGAAAGCAGGAAUGACUUGCAGUUGUAAACUUUUGUUUUCAUAUUUGCGUCAUGUCAUACAGUUCAUAACAACCAUGUUGAAGGAAGAAGACUGAAAAAGGCAAGUAGUUAAGAUGAAUGGGAAGGUAGGGUUUUGUUUUUCAGCCCUCGUGCUCACUUGUCAAUGCUUUUGCAGAUCCCGCAUUAAAAUGAUCAGGAGGAAUACAAAAGCUGUGCCAUUUGAUACUAAUAUAAAUGAUAGACGUGUUUAUUUAUUAGUAGUCAUUUUAAAAUAUAUAUAUAUACACCGAAUUCAACGUUGUUUUUUAAUGCAGGCUUAUCAGAAACAUUGAAAAGUGAGUGGAUUCAUAUUUGGACCAUCAUCAUUAUUGCCAGAUAUUUGCCUUGUGUUGUUUUUGUUUUGUUUCGUUGUAGUAAAUUAAUUUUGCAAAGUGCCACGUGUAUGAUUAUUUUGAAUUAUAGACUUCAAAAAAUUA